This is a messenger RNA of Strongylocentrotus purpuratus (purple sea urchin), 1738 nucleotides long. It is a transcript of the gene ddrgk1, whose product is annotated as DDRGK domain-containing protein 1. Lineage: Eukaryota; Metazoa; Echinodermata; Echinoidea; Camarodonta; Strongylocentrotidae. Bases 78 to 1007 code for a protein of 309 amino acids. The transcript is spliced from 7 exons. The record is from RefSeq and is a predicted model, not a curated record.
GGCUUAUUGGUCGUCAGUUUCAAUCAAGGAACCGGAAUAAAGAUACCAACAUCUGGAACGAUAAAACUUAUCUAAAGAUGUCUUUAGUGGAGGGCAACGUUCUUUUGGCAUGUAUUUUCGCUGCUGUCGCUACCAUUGCUGCUACAAUUCUGAUUUUUUUCAAGAAAGUAAAAUCAGAUGAAGGUGAAGCAAGACGGCCGCGCCCAGUACCUGUCCGUCAGCGAGAUGACGCUCCAGCCGGAGCUGGGAGAAGACGAGGAAACAUCAGAGAUCGGAUGCAGCAGGCAAGAAGGGAAGAAGAGGAAAGUGAUGACAAUAUGGAGGAAUGGAUGAGAGAGGAUGAUGAUGAGGAGGAGGAUGGAGAACACAGAGACUCUACUGGGAAGAAGAUUGGUGCCAAGAAAGCAAAGAAACUUGAGAUGAAAGCUGAGAGACAAAGGGAGAGAGAAAUAAUGCUUCAAGAUCGAGAGGAAGAAAAGGAACGUAGAGAAGCUCGGGAGGAGCAAAGAAGGAAAGUAACAGAGAAAGAGAAGGAAGAAGAAGAAAAGCGGGAAGAAGAAGAGAGACUCAAGAAAGAGGAGCAGGAGAAGAGGGAUCAUGAAGAAUAUUUAAAAAUGAAAGAAGCUUUUGUGAUAGAGGAAGAAGGGCAGACUCAGGUCCUAUCAGAAAAUGAAUCACAGUCUUUGCUAACUGAAUUCAUCAACUACAUCAAGGACAUGAAGGUUGUUUUAUUGGAAGAUCUCGGAGCCCAGUUCAACAUCAGAACUCAGGAGGCUAUCAAUCGAGUGCACGAGCUCCAAGCAGAGGGUCGUCUAACAGGAGUCAUUGACGACAGAGGAAAAUUCAUUUACAUCUCGGAAGAGGAACUGGAAGCGGUCGCUAAGUUCAUCCGGCAACGGGGAAGGGUAUCCAUAGCAGAGUUGGCUGAAGCUAGCAAUCAAUUAGUGUCACUGAAUCCAGAAAAUAUAGAGGUUUAUCAGAGCAAGCUACUUAGUCAAGCUGUAUAAUAGCCAUCAAUAUUCUUUCUUCUUAUAUCCACUUGGUAUUUAUUGCAUCUAUUUGUAAUAUUACCGUUUCCCUUUAGGCCUGGAGAAAGCCUAAUAAAUCAUUUGUUACCGUUCAUUUAAAUCUUUAAUAGAGAUGGAUUUAGAGUAUAAAUUUCAGAUGAAUUUCUGAUGUCCUUUAAAGUCAGCGUCACAAUCUUUAAAGGUUUUUUCAAGCAAUGGUAUGAAUAGCUCAUAUUUUUAGCCAUGAUAUGUCUCUCUUAUUCCUUUUUUACCCUUUCUUUAGCUACUCAUUUCCUUUCAAAUGUCACAGUGCGGAAUUGAUAAUCUAUUAUUAUCACAUGUUUGUUUUUUGCUGAAAGACUUCUAAAUGCCACCAUGUUUCAUGUUACUUUCCACCAACUCCCACUAGCUUCAUAAGAGUCAACACUGGGUAUGUGACCUGCUUCUUGUCAGAAACAUUCAGGUGUGUUCCCACUGGAGGCAACCACCUUCCCUGCAUUAACUAUUAACAGCUUUGCUUGACGAAUGGGAACAAACAGGACUACUGCAGUUGAUUUCUAUUACAUGUUUAGUAUAUUUCAAACAAUAAUGCAGUCCAUGGUUUUGCUCCGUGACGAUUAAUGAGUUUCAAAGAAUCUCUCCGUUUGUAAAUGAUUGGCAGUUUUAUGCCAGCGUUCACAUGCGAAGGGGCAAAUGAAUGAAGAGGAUAACAAAAUAAAAUAUAAGAAAUA